This is a messenger RNA of Syngnathoides biaculeatus (alligator pipefish), 1593 nucleotides long. Its product is annotated as C-C chemokine receptor type 3-like. The record is from RefSeq and is a predicted model, not a curated record. Gene Ontology annotation, molecular function: chemokine receptor activity. Gene Ontology annotation, biological process: mitochondrial respiratory chain complex I assembly; mitochondrial respiratory chain complex IV assembly; G protein-coupled receptor signaling pathway. Bases 156 to 1235 code for a protein of 359 amino acids. The transcript has 2 exons. Gene Ontology annotation, cellular component: mitochondrial inner membrane. NCBI's taxonomy places the organism in Eukaryota, Metazoa, Chordata, Actinopteri, Syngnathiformes, Syngnathidae.
AUGGAGUGUGAAGACAGCAGUUUUGAGGCUCAAAGAAGGGGAGACCAUCAACUUAAUGAAUCCUCCAUCAAUUGCAAAAGAAUUCACUGAAUGAAGGAUACAGGACACUGAUUGACUGCAUCUACUCAUCAUAAAAUCAAGGAGAAUCACCAACCAUGGAACCAGAUGAAGACCAAUAUUCCCUCCUCUUAAAACUUCUCAGUAUGAAUGAGACAUAUGACCCAAGCUAUGUUGUUAGUGAAAGUGUCAAACUCUGCAGGAAAUCAUCUGUCAACGAUUUUGGCUCAAAAUUCAACCCAGCUUUUUGCUAUGUCAAUUUCCUGCUGAGUUACUUUGGUAAUGGGCUUGUCCUAUACAUCAUUUACAAGUAUGAGAAGCUCAAGACAGUGACAAAUAUUUUUCUGCUCAAUCUGGUCCUCUCCAACAUCCUUUUUGCCACCAGUCUCCCAUUUUGGGCAACAUAUCAUCUGUCAGAGUGGAUUUUUGGUAAUGUUUUGUGUAAAUUGGUCAGCAGCGCGUAUUUCAUCGGUUUUUACAGCUCCAUCCUUUUCCUCACACUUAUGACAUUCGAUCGAUAUCUUGCAGUAGUGCAUGCAGUGGUAGCUGCCAAGAGCAGAAAAACGAGCUAUGCCAUUAUUUCCUCUGCAGUGAUUUGGUGCAUAAGUAUCAUAGCCAGUGUGAAAGAGCUGGUUUUCCAGAAUGUUUGGAAGAGUCCUUUCAAUGGGCUUGUGUGUGAGGAAUCAGGAUACCCUGACAGCACCAUGGCUUUUUGGCGUCUGGUCACUUACUAUCAACAAUUCCUGGUUUUCUUCCUCUUACCUUUGCUCAUGGUGAUCUACUGCUACAUCAGCAUCACCCUCCGCAUCCUAUCCACACGAAUGAAGGAGAAAUGUCGUGCCAUCAAGCUCAUAUUUGUUAUCAUCUUUACCUUCUUCAUCUGCUGGACCCCCUACAACGUGGUCAUCCUCCUUCGAGCCAUACAGAGUUCCAGUCCAGAAGUUGAAUGCGCUGACUCAGACAGGCUGGACUUUGCACUGUUUGUAACCCAGAAUAUAGCCUAUCUCUAUUGUUGCAUUAGUCCAGUGUUUUACACAUUUGUGGGUAAAAAGUUCCAGAGCCACUUUAAAAGGCUGCUUGCUAAGAAAAUCCCAUGUCUGAGGAGACACAUAAGUCUCAGCAGCCAGAGCACAAGAACCACAUCACAGAAGACACCACAUUCUGAUUAUGAGUACUAGUUAUCCCCACAAAUGAUACAUUCAAAUAAAAAUUUGAUGGGAACAAAUAUAAGCAAUGAACAUUUCAGAACAAAAUAAAAAUGUAGCUUCUGAUGUUGUGUGCUUUUACUGAUUUUCUUUUUAAUGGUUUCUUUAUGCCUUUUGUAACUUGUUUAUCAUUAUAUGAUAUUGUACUACAGUAAGCAAUGACAGGAAGUGAAAGCACUGUAGUUAUUGUCAUUUUAAAGCAUGUUGGCUUGAAUAUUUAGGCCCUCAUCUAGAUAAUCAUGUUUAAGGUUGGGAUUAUUGAAAGAAAAUUAAGCAUUGGUUUGUGUGUGUGUCGUUUAAAGUACUUUGCCUCUGAUAAAAUACAGUAUAU